AGUGAAAGAAACCCCAUAAUGGGGCCGUUAUGGGAAAAAGCUGCCCUGAGGGGACAUUUCUGCCUAAGCCCACACAGGUAAUGGUUGGGUGAUGCCCCCGGAGGGUUUUUAAUCCCUUAUAUUUAACUGUAGAUAUCCAUCCAACUGCAAACCUUCUUCCAAUUGUACGGAGCUCCUGGCCUCAAUAAUAGCUACGUAAGCGAAAUGUGGUUUUGGCUUCCUAUCGACUGGGAUGUCUCCUCACUAGUGAGGGUGAGCCUGGCAGUGCAGAGCUUAGAUGGGCUUCAGCUCCCAUGGAAAUAUUCCUCUUUUUCCCCACAAGCGAAACAGCCUGAGACGCCAGCUGUGCCAUCUCGCAAGACCUCAGUCAUCCUCUCUGCCCUGCCCGUUGUUCUGAGCGUGGCUCUGGGUAUCUCCCUCAUUGCAGUGACCGUCAUGUAUUUCCAGGGACAGAAAAGGCUACGAGACGUGGACAAAGCGGUUCACAAAAUCAGAGCCUCUCUGCAGCCCAACACCACCUUGGACACCUCAAAGGAGCUGGACAGUCUGCAGUUAUUGGAUGAAGCACAGGCAGGAGUCCGGAUGCUGAAAGACCAGCUGGGUGAUGUGCUGACAAAGCUCUCCAGGGGCUGGAGGUUUUAUGGUGGGAACCUCUAUUACUUUUCACAAGAAAGGAAGUCGUGGGACGAGGCCGAGCAGUUCUGUGUGUCUCAGGACUCGCACCUGACCUCUGUCUCCUCCCAGGCGGAACAGGAGUUUCUCUCCAGCGAUACCAAAGGUCAAAAUCACUGGAUUGGACUCACCGACCGGGAGACAGAAGGCAGCUGGCGCUGGGCGGAUGGCACAGAAUACAGAGCAGACGCAAGCAGGGGGUUCUGGGGGGAGAAUCAGCCAGACAACUGGGAUCAGGGGAUUGGAGGCAGAGAAGACUGUGUUCACAUCCAUUCAAUCAACCGGAAUUUGUGGAAUGAUGCCAACUGCGUUCUGCCUUCUAUGUGGAUUUGUAAGCAGGCCCAUGGACCAGCUGGGAUGUGACAUGCAGUCCCAGCACCUCAGAAAGCACCUUAAUUUCCAAGCAAGAAUAUUUCCCAGCCACCCGCUGGUGAGGAGCUCAGUUUGACAGCAGCCUGUCUGGCAAGAGAUCACUUACCAAUGGUUGUGGUUGUGAAACCCUCAUUUCUCUGUGUUUUAUUUUUUUGGCCCCCACUUUCCUAUUGUUAAUCUGUCUGGUUCUCUAACUGUUUCUCUCUGCUGUGUAAUUAAUUUUGGUAGGUGUCAGUUAAUUAGGGUAGUGGGAUAUAAUUGGUUAGAGAAUUAUGUUCCAAUAUGUUAGGAUUGGUUAGAUAGAUUUCAGUACAAUGAUCGGUUAAGGUAUAGCUGAGAAUAUUACUAUAUAAACUGGGGUCAAACAGGAAGUAGGCAGGGAAAUUGGAAUCAAGUUUGCUGGACAUUAACCCCAAUAAACAUCGCACUGUCUGCACUUCAGACUUCUGGUCUUUUGCCGCUUGCUGUCUGCGUGACAAGA
Molecule: messenger RNA, 1525 nt
Organism: Mauremys mutica (yellowpond turtle)
Lineage: Eukaryota; Metazoa; Chordata; Testudines; Geoemydidae
Product: C-type lectin domain family 4 member F-like
Exons: 6
Coding region: 205-1035 (276 amino acids)
Source: RefSeq, a predicted model, not a curated record